Messenger RNA from Zymoseptoria tritici IPO323, 594 nucleotides. RefSeq lists its product as uncharacterized. The record is from RefSeq and is a predicted model, not a curated record. Lineage: Eukaryota; Fungi; Ascomycota; Dothideomycetes; Mycosphaerellales; Mycosphaerellaceae. The transcript has 3 exons. Bases 1 to 594 code for a protein of 197 amino acids.
AUGACGUAUCUCUGCAGCGCGAACCGCACGCGAGAAUCUUGGAAAUCAGGCCAUUUGCUGAUCCAUCGGCCGGAAUUUGAUGAAGAAUUGAUGAAGGUCGAUCGGACAACCUCUUAUCAACCGGAUCUCAUGGCGAAAAUAUCUCGCGUAUCCUCAGCUCAGGAGGACGCCGCCAAGGCCAAAGCGAUUGAUCCGAACUACAGAAUCACGAGAGCCAAAUUGAAGAAAGCAAGGCGAACCGAAGCCAGAGAACUUCGACGCAGCGAGGAAGCAAAGGCCAUACCAUCACCAAAACCUACUUCACCGCCGGAACAGACAGCAGUAGACCGAUCGGACCCCGAAGCCGUGAGAGCCUUUAACACGGCACAGAGGCGCAAGAAAGCAAGGGAACGCAAGGCGAGAGAUCUGCAGCUUCUCUCGAAUCCGAUCCCCAAAUCCUCCAAAACUAUGAGGCCCAAAGCAGAGCAAAUCGUUGUAGGGCCAGCAGCCGAGUCAUUCGCGCAGAAGUCCAAGUCGGCGAAGAGACGCUCACGACAGUGUGCUCGGCGGAAGCUUGCUCAAGCUGCUGGGAAGGAGAACGGAGAAGCGAAGUGA